CAGCCACUUCGACACUUCCCGUCCGCAGUCGACGCAGUAGAUCUAGUGAUGAUGCUUACAGAACCCAACUAUCGGAGCACGUGGGCGUCGUCGUCGCCUUCUCCACCCCACGGCGUCGGCAGCGGCGCCACGGUCCUAGGCAGCGGUCAGAUUCAGCUAUGGCAGUUCCUCCUGGAGCUACUUUCCGAUUCUUCAAACGCCAAUUGCAUCGCGUGGGAAGGCAGCAAUGGAGAGUUCAAGCUCACCGAUCCCGAUGAAGUAGCUCGUCGUUGGGGAGAACGCAAAAGCAAACCCAACAUGAACUACGACAAAUUGAGCAGAGCUCUCCGCUACUACUACGACAAGAAUAUCAUGACCAAGGUGCACGGUAAACGGUACGCUUACCGCUUCGAUUUCCAAGGACUCGCCCAAGCAACACAACCCCAAGGACCGUCAGCGCCACUCGGAGUCGGAUCGUCUCUGGAUCCUGUCGGUGUCAGCUCACCCACGUCGGCUGUCGGCGUUGGCGUGGGCAGCAUGGGACACCAUUCCCAGUACUUCCAGAGCAAGUACCACCCGAGUUCGUCUCACAGCGAGCUGUUCAGCCAAUCCGCCACGCCGUACCACGCGCACGCAAAACUAAACUUUAAUUCUUCUGGACUGUUUGCACCGAAUUAUUGGCCAACAAAUGGAGGAGUCUGGGAACCACCGAGCUGCAGCAGUGGACACGGAGCAUCGUACGGCUACCCCUGGCCGGCGAGUUCCGCGCCGUCUUGCGCAGCGCCUCCACCUUCGCUGAAUUUGAAUAGUCGGACGACACCCUCAAGUCCACCGACCUCGAACGUAGACUCGAUUAUCAGCUCAUCGGCUGGUGGUCUCACCUCGGUUAGCAACAGCAUAGCCUCUUCUUUCUCGGCCUGA
Messenger RNA from Galendromus occidentalis (western predatory mite), 900 nucleotides. RefSeq names its product ETS domain-containing transcription factor ets-5-like. The record is from RefSeq and is a predicted model, not a curated record. Gene Ontology annotation, biological process: regulation of transcription by RNA polymerase II; cell differentiation. Gene Ontology annotation, molecular function: sequence-specific DNA binding; DNA-binding transcription factor activity, RNA polymerase II-specific. Gene Ontology annotation, cellular component: nucleus. NCBI's taxonomy places the organism in Eukaryota, Metazoa, Arthropoda, Arachnida, Mesostigmata, Phytoseiidae. The transcript has 4 exons. The coding region runs from base 49 to 900 and encodes 283 amino acids.